AUGGAUAGGAAAAAGACAACAUCUACAUUAACGCUCAAGAAUACUGUAUACGCCAACCCGGAAAAGGGUGCCGAUCUGGAUGCGCCCACAACAGAUCCAAUAUCCUCCAUCUUCAAACUGCUUAAAUCGACAAUUGGGGUUGCGAAUGUGUUUGAUAUUAGACUGAGUCUGCCGAGUCAUUUGAUUGAUCCUGUGUCUGCGUUGGAAUUUUGGCAGUAUAUGGAUCGGCCAGAUUUGUUUGCGUGUUUGUCCGAUUCAGACGAUGAGGUCUUCAGAUUUUUGGGCAUCAUACGCUUCUGGUUCUCCAAAGACUCAAAAUGGAAGAACCACGCAAUCCGAAAACCAUACAACCCAAUCCUCUCUGAAUUCUUCACGUGUCACUGGAACACCACAUCCGCAUCACCCGUAUCUCCACACACACGUUCGCCAUCCCUCACCUCCGAAUCAUCUUCCUCCGCCACGUCAGAUGAAACGGCCGAUAUCGUAACGAUCAAUGAUGAAAAGGAGGAAGUCAAGGUUCAUUAUAUCGCUGAACAGAUAUCACAUCAUCCGCCCAUGUCUGCGUACUAUUUUGAGUGUGUGGAGAAGGGGGUUGUUGCGCGUGGGGUUGAUCAUUUGGCUGGGAAGUUCACUGGAACUUCGUUCCGUAUUGGACCUGGUGAAUUCAAUGGGGGCAUAUUUGUGAAUUUGAAGCAGCGUGAUGAAGAAUACAAUCUGACACAUCCACAAGCUGCUGUAGCCGGAUUCAUGACUGGGUCAAUCUACAUCGCAUGUGCCGACAAGUGUAUAAUAACAUGCCCGAAAACAAACCUCAAAUGCAUCAUCGAGUACAAGGAAGAAUCCUUCUUUGGCAAACCCAAAUUCGCCAUCGAAGGCAAAGUAUACCGCUACGAUUCCAAGAAGGAUGCGUUACUGACACCCGCUGAACGUGCCAAGAAUGAUAAAUUGGCUAAAGUCGAUGAUGGUGAUGUGGUUGCGGUUGUGUAUGGAGCGUGGAAUGGGAGGGUGUGGUAUCGUUUGGUCGGUGAUGAGACGGAUCAUUUGUUGAUUGACGUAGCAGAAUCCGUUAUACCAGACAAGUCUGUACGUGACGAGCACCUGCAGCAUGAGAAUGAAUCACGACGUGUGUGGAAGCAUGUUACGGAGGCGUUGCUGAGGAAGGACUACAAUAAGGCUAAUUUGGAGAAGAGGAAGGUUGAGGAUGAACAGAGGGCAAAAGCAGCUGAAAACGCCAAGAAUGGGGUGAAAGUAGAAUCCCAAUUCUUUGAUUUCGAGCAUCCUUCAAAGCCUACAUUGAAGAAGAGCGUCAAAUUGGGCGACCUUAUUCAACAAAAGUAA
Molecule: messenger RNA, 1338 nt
Organism: Synchytrium microbalum
Lineage: Eukaryota; Fungi; Chytridiomycota; Chytridiomycetes; Synchytriales; Synchytriaceae
Exons: 10
Coding region: 1-1338 (445 amino acids)
Biological process (GO): exocytosis; maintenance of cell polarity; endocytosis
Cellular component (GO): intracellular membrane-bounded organelle; cytosol; membrane
Molecular function (GO): sterol binding
Source: RefSeq, a predicted model, not a curated record